Messenger RNA from Hibiscus syriacus, 1228 nucleotides. Its product is annotated as N-carbamoylputrescine amidase. Gene Ontology annotation, molecular function: N-carbamoylputrescine amidase activity. The record is from RefSeq and is a predicted model, not a curated record. NCBI's taxonomy places the organism in Eukaryota, Viridiplantae, Streptophyta, Magnoliopsida, Malvales, Malvaceae. The transcript is spliced from 9 exons. The coding region runs from base 83 to 985 and encodes 300 amino acids.
UCUUCUUCUGCUUAAGUUUUACUCUGCUCAGCGGCAGUGUUUGGUGUUUCGAGAAUCUAAUCAUAAGAAGAAAAAUAAAGAAAUGGAGAAGGGAAGCAGGCAAGUAGUUGUUUCAGCUUUGCAAUUCGCUUGCACCGACGAUGUCCCCACAAAUCUCGCCACUGCCGAGAGGCUGGUUAGGGCUGCUCAUGCUAAGGGUGCAAAUAUCAUUCUUAUUCAGGAACUCUUUGAGGGCUAUUACUUCUGUCAAGCACAAAGGGAGGAUUUCUUUAAGCGUGCUAAGCCUUAUAAGGAUCACCCUACCAUUAAAAGGUUGCAGGAACUCGCAAAAGAGUUGAGUGUGGUGCUACCAGUUAGUUUCUUUGAAGAGGCAAACAAUGCCUAUUUCAAUUCUAUAGCCGUCAUUGAUGCUGAUGGGACCGAUCUUGGACUCUAUAGGAAAUCUCAUAUCCCUGAUGGACCAGGAUACCAGGAAAAGUUCUACUUUAAUCCGGGAGAUACAGGCUUUAAGGUUUUCCAGACUAAAUUCGCAAAGAUCGGAGUUGCAAUAUGUUGGGAUCAGUGGUUUCCGGAGGCUGCCCGUUGUAUGGUUUUGCAAGGAGCUGAGAUAUUGUUUUACCCUACGGCUAUCGGCUCCGAACCGCAGGAUGAAGGACUUGAUUCUCGUGAGCAUUGGCAGCAUGUGAUGCAAGGGCAUGCUGGUGCAAAUUUGGUACCUCUAGUAGCUUCAAACCGCAUCGGAAAGGAAACCAUUGAGACAGAGCAUGGGAAGAGUCGGAUUACAUUCUACGGCCAUUCCUUUAUAGCAGGACCAACUGGGGAAAUUGUUGCAGCAGCUAAUGACAAGGAUGAAGCUGUUCUCAUUGCACCGUUUGAUCUUGACAAAAUCAAAGCCAAAAGAAGUUGCUGGGGGGUGUUUCGUGAUCGACGUCCCGAUUUAUACAAGUUGCUUCUGACAUUAGAUGGCAGCAAACCUUCACCAUGACUAAGAGCCCCCUUAUGCAGGGUCUUAAUUUUAAACAUUUCAUUGUUUCAGCUUUAUUUUAAGUAGAUAUUUUGGACAACUCCAGUAUUAGUUUUAUUAAGGGUUGAGUUUAAGGCUAAGAACAAAAGUUUACUUGCAGAAAAGUAACUGUGUUUAGUCUUAUAAAUAAGCUGUGACAGGUGACACCCAGAUCUAUCUUAUUAUUAUCUUUGAAUUAAUAAAGAAAAACUAGUGGUUUUUAAA